Messenger RNA from Trematomus bernacchii (emerald rockcod), 5892 nucleotides. RefSeq names its product shroom family member 2b (gene shroom2b). Lineage: Eukaryota; Metazoa; Chordata; Actinopteri; Perciformes; Nototheniidae. The transcript has 12 exons. Gene Ontology annotation, molecular function: actin filament binding. The record is from RefSeq and is a predicted model, not a curated record. The coding region runs from base 287 to 4618 and encodes 1443 amino acids. Gene Ontology annotation, biological process: actin filament organization. Gene Ontology annotation, cellular component: adherens junction; apical plasma membrane; cortical actin cytoskeleton.
AGGUGAAGAGAACAGAUGGAGAUGUCAGGGAGCUUUUUGUGUUGGGAGGAGGCUGCUUUUAAAUGGUCUAACGGGGGUAAAACUUCCCAGAAAAGCUUCUCAGGACGAAAAACGGUUCAAGUUAUUGAUUUAAAACUCGGAACAAUCAAUUAGGGCGAAGCUCGUGCCACCUGUUGGAGUUGCACGCGGAGAAAAUACGUCGUUUGCGUUUUGUUCUGGAGCGAAUUAGCAUUUUUAAAAUCAUCUCAGGGUGACAGAUGUUGAUGGAGCCCUCUGAACGCGAGGAAUGGACGCCGUGGACUACAGAGACGACCUGAGAGUUUCUGCAGGGAGGAUGAGGUGGUGGAGGGAGGUGGAGAUGUGGAGAAAAGAGGAUGAGGAGGAGGAAGAAGAGCUGGUGGAGGUGCUUCUCCGAGGAAAAGCACCCUGGGGCUUCACCCUGAGAGGAGGCACGGAGCGCAGGGAGCCUCUGGUUAUCACAAAGGUGGAGGAGGGCAGUGCGGCGGCGGCGGUGUGUUUGCAGGUCGGAGAUGAGAUGGUGAGCGUGAACGCAGUGUCCCUCAGCGGAUCCCGUCAAGAGGCCAUCUGUCUGGUGAAGAGCUCCCAUAAGACCCUCAGUCUGGGCGUCCGAAGGAAAAGCCGCUUCAAAGGGAAGAAUGAUCCCGGCUCGCGCCCCCAGUCCUGGCACUCGUCCAAGCUGACAGACGUGGAGCCGCAGCCCGUCUGGCACUCAAAACAUGAAGCAAGGCCCAAAGAGUCGUCCACUAUAGUGAACAGCAUGGAGCGUCCCUCUCUCCCUCCUCCUCCUCCUGCAGGACGUCUUUCCCCGCCUAAACACAGCGCCGAGUCGCUCUGUGGCCCGGGAAGCAAAAAAGACUCUGGCUUCAGCUGCUUCUCCAGCAACCCCAGCCCUCCGUUUAACGACCCCGGCACAUCUGAGAGGAAGGGUACCACCAGCACGGAGAACAUUUUCUUUAAGGGCCCUCUGAGUGAAAGGCCUCCACCACGAUACCUGCAGCCCACACUGGGGAACGGAGGAUGGGAGGGGUCGAGAGGCGAGGAAACACCUUCCUCUCGGGUCUCCGUCGCUAUGAGACCCAACAUGGGCCCCGUGUGGCAGGUACCAGAGAAGAAGAAGUCCCAGUCUCCUCCCCCUCCUCCUCCCCCUCCUCCUCUGCGCAGCGACAGUUUUGCAGCCACGAAGGUGUUUCCUUACUCAGAAGCAAAGACCCACGGCAGGUCGUUUGAGAAACUGACAGAGAAUAACAACCAGAAUGGCCUCAGAUCCCACCAGGAGAAAACCACUGAGGCCAGACGUAGCUUAAACCCCCUCCCCACCAAAGACUUCAUCCACCCUAAAACAGCAUCUGACCACAACCACAACCAGCUGCACCCCGACAAACUCUUCUCCCUGUCCAGUAAUGAUGUCAGGCAGUCUCACUACACCCAAAUACCUGCCCACCAGAGGCAAUACAGCGACGAAAGCCCGCUCUCCCUGCAGAACAGGUCAGCUCCUCCCACUAAGAUUCAGAGCGUAGGAAGUUAUUAUCGCAGCCUUCAAGAUCUUCCAACGAGAGCUUUCAGCCGCAAACACGUCCGGCACUCCACAGCAUCCGUGGCGAACCCGAACCUGGAGAACGGGUGGAGAAACAGAUACUACGGCCUGGCAAACAAGCAUCCUGUUCAGAGUGCUGAGCUGCAGGCGAGGCAGGGGAAGGCCGAGGGCUGGAGGGGGGAGACGGAGCGACCCCACAGGGGGAACAGCUGUGAGCCAGGCUUCCUAGGGUCAAACAUUAAAGCUAAAUACACUCUACCUCAGUCCCAGCUGCCUUACAGCGGCAGUCAUUCCCAUCAGGGAGAACUCUCCGUUACAAGCCGCAGCUUAGAGGACGCUGCAAAGAGAGGUGAUGCAAAUGACACUAAAAGAUACUUCCCGACUCAUCAAAGUAAUGAUCAUAAGACCAGGCAUCAAGACCCGUGGGUGCCUCAGGAAGAUCACAGAAUAUCCCCCCUGAAAACGCCUCUCCUACACUCCCUGGCCCAGGAGGGCAGAAGUCUGACGGCGAGGCAACCAUCCGCUCAGCCGCAGGAGGCAGGCGACAACAUGGCGUCCAGCGGUGGAAAGUGUAUCCGCCGCAGCGACCGCUACGCCACCGUCCUCCGAAAUGAGAUCCAGCAGAAGCGAGCCCAGCUGCAGAAGAGCCGCAGCGCUGCAACGCUGACAUGUGAAGCCGAGGAUGAUGAGGAGGCGGAGGAGUGGAGAUCCACGGAGACUUCUACGUCUUCUGGGGUCUCAAACACCUACAAGGACCACCUGAAGGAGGCGCAGGCGAGGGUCCUGCAGGCGACUUCCUUCCAGAGGAGAGACCUGGAGCCUCUCGGACCAGAAGCGACGGUGGUUAAAACCUCAAACGGACGCAUCAGAGGACGCAAGCGCUUCCCCCUGGCCAAAAGGAUGCACUCCUUCUCAGAGCCUGACAAGAUAGACAAACUGGGAGUGGGAGGAGAAGCUCAAACGGGGUCUUUCGGAGACAGGAAGAAGUUAUUUGAGGCCAAACCGGCGUUUUCCAGGCCUGUACUGAAAUCCAGUCAGGGUUCAAACCUGAACACGGACCUUGGUGAGAAACAGAACGAGAGAUCUGGAGAGUCGGAGGAUGCUCUCAUAUCCACAGAGCUGGAACACCUCAGCCCUGGAGAUACGCAGGUCUUACUGGAGCAGCAGAGGCUGGGGACCUUCGCUGAGUACCAGGCAACGUGGAGCAAACAGAAGAAGUCCUCGGAGGCCAAGACGCAGGGCAGGUAUCACUCAGCGGAGAACAUCCUGGAUACAGAAGCAGAGGAGAAGCCCGUGUGCAUCCACGAGAGGUCCAGAUCUUCUCCCUCUGCAGACUUCUACACACAGAAUAUUCCUUCACCAUGGAUCGACCCUCCCAGCCAGCAGAGCAGUAACAGAGGGAACACAGAGAGCCAGCAGCGAUACCAGGCCGACCGCAGCCCACAUUCGGCUCCGUCAGUGCCCAGAAUCGAGGGCCCGGCUGACCACAGGAACAAACCAGAAUCUGCCAACUCCUCCCACUCCAAACUCUCCUCAGGCUCUCUGCCGCCUCCACCAACCAAAGGCCUGCUGCCUCCGCCCAGGCUCCAUUUAGGCGCAGAAACCACAUCCUCCUCCUCCUCCUCCAAGGAAUUCCUCGCUCCAGACGUGCUGUCCAGCUGCAGCUCUGACAGCCACAACUCCUCCGCUGGAAAACGGACGCUCAGAGGUGGAGAAAACGAGGUGGAGAAGGAGAAGGAGCAGCUUUCUUGUUCUUCAUCGCUACGAACGCGGUCUCCCUCGCCUCAGUUUGCACCGCUGAGACUCACCGACAAACCGCCGGCCGUGUUGGUGCCGGAGGACAUCGCGCUCAGGUCAGAGAAUGAUUUGAAGCUCCCGGCUGAGAUGGAUGUGAACAGUCCGGUGAGGAAAGUCCCGGUGAGGAUCGUUCACUCUGAGAGCGUUUCAGAGCGAGAUGUUCGUGCUUAUCUGCCUCAAAACAGCGACACCUGCAUCGUCUUCGAACCACCAACAAACUUCCCCUCUUUGAACACAGCAGAGCGUCCGGCUUCCUCUCUUUUCAGCGCCUACACUCGUCAGGAUCCAGCUCCGAAUCCGAUCCCAGAGUCGAGUUCAGCGGGGGGUCGGCCCUCAGUGGAGGACGCCAAGAGAGAGGAGCUGGCCAGAGACAUCAUGGGGAAGGACAAGUCUCUGGCAGACAUCUUGGAUCAGAGCGGCAGAAAGACCACCAUGGACCUGAUGGAGGGGCUGUUCCCCACGGAGGAGCAGGUCCUGGAGGAGGGGCAGCAGCGCAAGAGAGCCUCUUCUGGAUCCAGACUGCCCACAUCGUCCCCCAGAAGCAUGGACAGGAGGGAGGAGGAGGAUGCUUCUGUGUCUGCAGUAGCCUCCCUGGUUCCCAGCUCCUCGUACUACAACACAUCGGCUCCCAAAGCGGAGCUCCUCAUCAAGAUGAAGGACAUGCAGGAGCAGCUGGAGGACUCUGAGGACGAGCUGGACGUCGACCUGGCCAGCAAGAAGCAAGAGCUGAUCUCCAGCCUUGCGAGGAAGCUGGAGGUGCUUCGGGAGGCCCGGAGGAGUCUUCAGGAGGACGUGGAGGACAACGAGGCUCUGGGUUGCGAGGUGGAGGGCACCGUGCAGAGAAUCUGUCAGGCGAACCAGCUCGAUAAGUUCUGCAUGUUCGUGGGAGACCUGGAUAAAGUGGUGAGCCUCCUGCUGUCGCUCUCUGGGAGGCUGGCGAGGGUGGAGAACGCCCUGAACAGCCUGGAGGAGGAGGCACCGCCGGAGGAGAAGCGGACACUAACGAGGAAGCGUAAGUUGCUGAUGCAGCAGCACGAGGAUGCCAAGGAGCUGAAGGAGAACCUGGACCGCAGGGAGAGGGUGGUGUCGAGCAUCAUGGAGACUCACCUGGAUGCGGAGAACCUGGACGACUACCGGCACUUUGUGAAGAUGAAGUCAGCGCUCAUCAUCGAGCAGAGAAAACUGGAGGAUAAGAUCCACCUGGGAGAGGAGCAGCUGAAGUGUCUGCUGGACAGUCUGCCGCUGGACCAGAGGCCGAUGCUCUGAUGCUCACCUGACAACAACUCCUAAAUCUGUAGAGGAAAUCCAGAUCGAAGCAUGCCUACAUCUGAGCGUGCUGCAUUUCCAUAUUAUUGUCUUUGUGAAACUGUGUCAGAGUUCAAUUCAAGGCGGUUUUUCUGACGCUCUCCUCGCAAUUAAGACUACAUUUCCCAUCGAUCAAAUAUUCUAGUUUUUAAAGGAGCCUCAGGAACUAAUUUAGGUCAAUUAGAUCAAUAAUUGAUUGAGAUUUGAGGACCAUUUUUUGCACAGAGACCAGACAGGAACACAGAGAUAUUGUGUCGUCAAAGUUUUCAAUAGAUUUUAUACAAAACAUAGAGAAUUCUUCCUUAAUUUCCAAAUACAUUCAGUCUAGAGAUCAUUGAUUUCCUCCUAUUUUUACAAUUUUUACUUAUUUUUUACAUCUUUUAGUAUCCCAAAGUCAAGGUAUUCAUGUUCUUUUUAGCAUUUUAAAGUUAUAAUACAUAAAAAGCUAUGUAUGCUGAUAGUAACCAACACUAUUUUAAAUACCCAAGUUGUGGCUUUAUUCUCCGGAAACCUUUAAUAAUAUGAUUAAUUAUAAUUACACAAAUACAAUUUAUAGGUUUUUAUGUAUAAACCAAAUUAUAUACAUUACUUUGGUUGUUACCUUAUCUUACACUGUCUCCCUUUUGUAAUGAAUAACCAUCAUGUGUGUUUUAUUUUAGUUUCAUUUUGUAUUUAUUGUAUUGUUUCGGUAAUUUAUUUUCACUCGUGACGUAUUUUUUUUUGUUUUCUAACAAAAUGAAAUUAAGAGUUUGAUUUCCAAAUGAUAUUUGAUUGCUUUUACGACCAACAGUAUCUCCCUUUGUGUAGAGUAUCACUCUUAAAGGGUCGAUGUCUUUCACACAUGAUGAGUUUCUCUUUUUGUGAGUGACACCUUUUGGAUUUACGCUAGCUCAAACAACUGGACGAUGUUGGAUUUUUCCAGCGGUACAGAUUGUUUUCUAUCCUUAUAUUCUGGGUGGUUGUUCAGCUGAAGCUCCCACUCAAACACUUUGACGACGGCCUCACAACCACCGGAUUUAUUUAUUGUUUUCUCAGAGUGAAGGCGCAGUUUCUAUACAGGUUCAUUUAAAACACAGCACUUUACGCUCUGCUUUUGAGGACUUUCUACAUUCAUAUUUAUUUGAACACGUGCCUACCGUAGCCUCUCGUGGACUGACGUGGGCGUGGAUAACGGCCCACACAGGUGCACCUUUCACCAACUUUAAGCAAUAAAAUUAUAAAGCUGUGACACAUGG